UAUUGGUGUCGCCGGUGAGCGACUAUAAAAGCUGAUCUCGCUACCGCAUGAGCGCAAUAGUCAACCGCCAUUAAACGCGAAGUGAAGUGCCAAGUGCAAAAGAUCCCAAAUUUCAAUCUAGUUCCAUCUCAAAGAUGUCUGUCGUGCCAAUGCUGUUCCGUGACUGGUGGGAGGAUUUCGAUACUCCGCUGCGUUCGUCGCGCCUGCUGGAUCAACACUUCGGUACCGGAUUACGUGCCGACGAUCUGUUCUCGUCCUUCUCGACGUCAUUCCCAUCGCGCACCGUAGCUCCGAUUGCACCCUCGGUACUGCGCGGUGGCUACUACCGACCGUGGCGUAAUACGGCCCUCGCACGCCAGGAUUCCGGCUCGACGCUCAACCUCGACAAGGACCGCUUCCAGAUCAUACUGGACGUGCAGCAGUUCACACCGGAAGAGAUCACGGUCAAGACGCUGGAUCGGUGCAUUGUGGUCGAAGGAAAGCACGAGGAGAAGCAGGACGAGCAUGGUUUCGUUUCGCGUCACUUCACACGCCGCUACAUGCUACCCGGUGACCAUGAUCCGAACGAUGUCGUCUCGACCCUCUCGUCCGAUGGUGUGCUAACGGUGACCGCACCGAAGAAGGCACUGCCCGCACCAAACCCGGAACGUAGUGUACCGAUCAAGCAGACCGGCGUACCGGCCAAGGAGAAACCCGACCAGCAGCUACAGCAGCCACAGCAGUCGCAGGCCCAAAAUGUGCCCGUUGAGCAGACGAAAUGAGGUUCGACUGAGGUGGUGGUCGUGAUGCUGGAGGAUUCAAAUAGGAUCCUAAUCCAGGAGUAUUAGCGGCCCGACCCCUGAUCCGGGCCGAAGAUGAACUGAUUGUCGUACAAUAAAGCAUAAAUCUAUUUUUUUCUAUCUUUCUCUCGUA
Molecule: messenger RNA, 912 nt
Organism: Anopheles darlingi
Lineage: Eukaryota; Metazoa; Arthropoda; Insecta; Diptera; Culicidae
Gene: l(2)efl
Product: protein lethal(2)essential for life
Exons: 4
Coding region: 135-761 (208 amino acids)
Biological process (GO): response to heat; protein refolding
Molecular function (GO): protein folding chaperone
Source: RefSeq, a predicted model, not a curated record